Messenger RNA from Lepus europaeus (European hare), 4058 nucleotides. It is a transcript of the gene GMPR, whose product is annotated as guanosine monophosphate reductase. The coding region runs from base 81 to 1118 and encodes 345 amino acids. The record is from RefSeq and is a predicted model, not a curated record. NCBI's taxonomy places the organism in Eukaryota, Metazoa, Chordata, Mammalia, Lagomorpha, Leporidae. Gene Ontology annotation, molecular function: GMP reductase activity. The transcript is spliced from 9 exons. Gene Ontology annotation, cellular component: GMP reductase complex. Gene Ontology annotation, biological process: nucleotide metabolic process.
AGCCCCGGCGCCGGCGCCCUCGCCGCCUCUGCCGCUGCCGCAGGAAGGAGCAGACAAGCUCCCGCCGCGCCGCCCGCACCAUGCCCCGCAUAGAUGCGGACCUCAAGCUCGACUUCAAGGAUGUGCUGCUCAGACCCAAGAGGAGCAGCCUCAGGAGCCGAGCCGAGGUGGAUCUUGAGCGAACCUUCACAUUUCGAAACUCGAAGCAGACCUACUCAGGGAUUCCCAUCAUUGUGGCCAACAUGGACACCGUGGGGACAUUUGAGAUGGCAGCUGUGAUGUCACAGCACUCCAUGUUCACAGCAAUUCAUAAGCAUUACUCCCUGGACGACUGGAAGCUCUUUGCUGCAAAUCACCCUGAAUGCCUGCAGCACGUAGCCGUGAGCUCGGGCAGCGGGCAGAGUGACUUGGAAAAGAUGAGCAGCAUUCUGGAAGCCGUGCCACAGGUUAAGUUUAUUUGCCUGGAUGUGGCCAAUGGAUAUUCAGAACAUUUUGUGGAAUUCGUGAAACUCGUCCGUGCCAAGUUUCCUGAGCACACCAUCAUGGCAGGGAACGUGGUGACCGGAGAGAUGGUAGAGGAGCUGAUUCUCUCGGGGGCCGACAUCAUCAAAGUGGGCGUUGGACCAGGCUCCGUGUGCACCACCCGCACCAAGACUGGGGUGGGCUACCCCCAGCUGAGCGCAGUGAUCGAAUGUGCGGACUCUGCACACGGCCUCAAGGGCCACAUCAUCUCCGACGGAGGCUGCACGUGUCCAGGAGAUGUCGCCAAAGCCUUUGGAGCCGGGGCUGACUUUGUCAUGCUGGGAGGGAUGUUUUCAGGCCACACCGAGUGCGCCGGAGAAGUGAUCGAGAGGAACGGGCAGAAGCUCAAGCUCUUCUACGGGAUGAGCUCGGAAACAGCCAUGAAGAAGCACGCGGGCGGCGUGGCCGAGUACAGGGCCUCUGAGGGCAAGACUGUGGAAGUGCCUUACAAGGGAGAUGUGGAGAACACGAUUCUGGACAUUCUCGGGGGGCUGAGGUCUACCUGCACCUAUGUGGGGGCUGCCAAACUCAAGGAACUCAGCCGGAGGGCGACGUUCAUCCGGGUGACCCAGCAGCACAACACCGUGUUCAGCUAACCCCGAGAGGGAGGGGCAUCAGCUCCGGCGGAGGCUUCCCGGUGCACCUGCUUCUCCUGCCACUCCCGAGUGGAUGGCGGGGUGCCGUGUCCUUUCUCCUCCCUCCUGCUGCUGCUGGCGGCUUUGGGGCUUCUCCUGUGCCACCCUGGGGCCCACAGUAGGGCACUGAUGGGGCCAGUGGUUGCAGCCCAGCUGCCCAGAACUCAUAACUUCAUUGUCUGAACCAACACCUGCACCCUUUCCUUUUCUUUUUUAAAGAGAAAAUGGUUUCACUUUAAUAUAUGCUCUUAUCGUAAGGCUUGAUUGCGUGCUGGAGUCUGCAUUUGCAGGAGCCAAGUUGUAGAGGGCCCUGGGGGUUGUCUACCUCCUUCCUGGACAGGCGAGGGGCUCAGCCCCACCUUGGCUUGCAGCAGAUAAGCACCUGGGGCAGGGAGCCAGCUGGAGUCAGAGUCACUGCCACCCCCCUCCCGGCUCUUGGCUACCAGGAAAGGUUGAGUGGACAGGUGAACAUGAGGACUCGUCCCCCCAGAUCCAGAUCCUGCUUGCGAGGUUGUAGCUGUGUUAUUUUCACCAGAACCUUUGUCACGUGCCUCCCAGGAGUCGUCAUCUAUGGCUACACUGGGUGCCACGUCCCUGUCAUUUUGCUCGAGUCCAUCCUUUCCGUCCUCUCUCUCCAGUCCUCAUUUGUGAGGCUGGCUGUUGUUAAAGGGGCUGUGAACGCUUCCGUGGUUCCAUGGGAGCGCUCACUGAGAGGCUGGUCACCGAGCUGGCAGCAGGUGGUGUCCUGAUGGAAGACAGCAAAAGCUUUCAGCAGUGGUGGCAUUGGAGGCACGGGCUUAGGACACGAGCCCUGUUCCCUUGUCGGUGUGAAUGCUCCCGUGGGAGGGCCGCACAGGACUGCUGGGUGAUGGUUAGUUAACUGUGGUCCAUGCCCACUGCCUUUGAGAAGGGACGUGUGCCUGGCCUUGGCAGCUGUUACAAAGAGCCCUCCUGUGCCUGCAGAGGGGAGUGGCUGCCCUCUGGGGACCCAGGCGAGGGUCAAGGGGAGAUUUGACGUGGAGUGGGCUGCAGGGUUUUCCUGGUACCCCCCGCCCCCGCCCCAGCCUUCUCUUUGUCUGCCAGUUGGUGCAAGCUGUGAGCCUCUCCUGCUGGGGCUGUGGACAGCGUGUUCCACACGAGUCCUGGAGUUGCUUAGGUUUAUCAGAGCUUCUGUAUUGCAAAAUCAGGAGGAGAGAGGGAAGGAAUGGAAAUCUUCGAGAACCCAUAGUCGGGGAACUCGGGACCGUGUCCAUCAUGCUCCUGCUACCGUGGCCAGGGUCACCAGCAUCCCCUUUCUCAUCUUGGGCUCCCGUGCUGUGCUGAGGGUGUGUGGGCACCUUGGGGCCCUGCUGCCCGCAGCAAGGCAUGCUGCUGUAUCCUGCCCGUGUGGACAUUUUGCCGACUGUGACCUUGUUCUUUGUUUCACAAAGCGAAGGCAGGUCCCUUGCAAUUCAGUUGUCUGGGAAAGCAAAGCCAGAAACACAUGAGACUCCAUCAUGCUCCCUUCCCAGCAGGUGCCCCUCUGCCUCCAGUAGCAAGGAAUGGGCAGAGCCCCUGCCACACCAGGUACCAUCCAGGACCCCAGGAUUUGGUGUGCAGCUCUGCCGCCAGGCUGACCCAGCCCCUGGGCUUCUGGUGCCUGAGUAUGUGUGUAUCUGUGUUUGGGGGGCAUUUGUGAACUUGGCCCCAUUCACUUGGGGCUGCCCCACCUGUGGGCCUUGGUCAUGCUCUUGAUGGUUGCAAAACCUGUUCGGCUGUAGCACAUGAAGCUGCAGCUUUUCCCUAAGCAGUUAUAGAGAGAGAUGGAGAGUCUUGAGUUUUCCUCCAUCCACUGGCUCACUCUCCAGUAUGGCUGCAAUGGUCAGCGCUAGGCCAGGCUGAAGCCUAGGAGCCUGGAACUCCACCCGUGUCUCUCAUGUAAGUGGCAGGGGCCCAAGCACUCAGGCCAUCUUCUGCUUUUCCCAGGUCCAUUAGCCGGGAGCUGGGUAGGAAGCUAAGUAGCUGGGACUCAAAGCCACACUCCGAUAUUAGAUGCUGGUAUUGCAGGCAGUGGCUUAACCCGCUGCCCCACUAGUGCCAGCCUCUGCCUCAGCAGUGUAGCCAGUCACAGCCACCGGACCCCAAACUUACUGGAUUGGGGAACUCAGAGUUGAGACGCCACUGCCAGGCUUGCCCACCGUGUGCUGGCCUGUUUGCCUGGAUGGCUGUGGAGAGAACUUGGGCUGGCCCUUCUGGUCUGGUCUGUGAGGCUCACCCACCCACCACUGGUUUAAGGCCCAUUCUUCACACAGACACAGUGUGUCAGGACCUCAGCCCUGAGAUUCCGGCAAGAAUUGUGCUUGGCUGUUCCCCGAGCCCCUAACCCAGAAGAGUGUGGAUGGAAAGUGUUCCUGUUCCUCUUUGGGCUAAGUAAAAACUCAGACCUUGAACCCCAAAGGUUCUUUCACCUCUGCAUAACCUUCAGGCUGGAAGGGCUCAAUUGCCACGUGUGGGAGUAGGGGGGAGCCUCAGGUCCUUGGCAUCUGCUAUGCCAUGUCUUUUUCAAGACAGCCCAGUGCAAACCUGUGGGGCACACGUGAUGCCAGUGAGGAAGCCGCUGAUGGAAUUUCUCCUCAGCAGGAACCACAGAAAAACAAAUGAUCCUGCCACUUCAGACCACCAUCCAGUUUCCAGCCAAACGGUAGAGAAUGUGCCGAUGGUGCCAGUUGUGGGCUGCAGACAGAACCCCGCAGUGGUUCAAACAGGAGGUGUGAUGUGAGCCGGACAAGCCAUGGUAUCAGAUAAGGGCAUGUGCCUUUAAGAGGCUCUUCACUGUUUCUCAGCCUCUCUGAGGACCCAACAGAAGACAAAGACAGCUUUGCAAUUGGCACUGUUAUUUUAUUAGUACGAGUAUACUGAAAC